Molecule: messenger RNA, 717 nt
Organism: Dictyostelium purpureum
Lineage: Eukaryota; Evosea; Eumycetozoa; Dictyosteliales; Dictyosteliaceae
Exons: 1
Coding region: 1-717 (238 amino acids)
Biological process (GO): peptidyl-methionine modification
Cellular component (GO): mitochondrion
Molecular function (GO): peptide deformylase activity
Source: RefSeq, a predicted model, not a curated record
AUGCAACCAUUAAAUAUUUCAUCAACCAUUUUAAAAGUUGGUAAUACAGUAUUAAAACAAAAAGCAUUAGCAUGGACAGCAAAGGAAAUGUCGGAUGUCAAAUAUUUAGAAUCAGUUAUCGAUAGAAUGACAAAAGAAAUGGGUAAUGUUGGUACAGGAAUUGCAGCACCACAAAUUGGAAUCAAUAAGCAAUUGUUCCUUUUCGAAUUCGAUUCACAAGGACUACCAGUACAUUGCCCAAAUUUCCCAUUAACAGCAUUUUUUAAUCCAAAAGUCGAAAUCAUUGAAGAAGAUGUAUAUAUGCCACCACCAGGUUUCUCCAUUACAACCAAUAAGAAAAUUUUAAAUUUAAAAAGAUAUAAAAAGUCAUUACAAACAUUUGAAAGAUCAGUACCAUUAAAACAAACCUCAAAUAACACUAUGGAAAUGUAUGAAUCAUGUUUAUCAGUUCCAAAUAUUUUCGCAAAAAUUAAAAGAGCAAAGAGAUGUAUUAUCACAUUCUUGGAUAUCACCGGAAAAGAAAGAGUAAUUGACGCUGAAGGUAUUAUCGCAGCUUGUUUCCAACAUGAAUAUGAUCAUUUAUUAGGUAGAUUGUUAGUUGAUCGUUUAGACCCAAAGAAAAGUGUUUCAGAACAAGUAAUGUAUUCAACUGAAUUAUCACCAAAUGAAAUCAACGAAGCAAUUAAGGUUGAUGGUAAUUUCCAAGUUGUUAGAUAA